Colossoma macropomum (tambaqui) is the source of this 5531-nucleotide messenger RNA. RefSeq lists its product as uncharacterized. Bases 131 to 5014 code for a protein of 1627 amino acids. Lineage: Eukaryota; Metazoa; Chordata; Actinopteri; Characiformes; Serrasalmidae. The record is from RefSeq and is a predicted model, not a curated record. The transcript has 2 exons.
UGUGUCCCGCGUGCCAGUGGAGGAGCUGGAGGCGCGUGAAGCGGUUAGGAAUGAGGAGCGCCUCUCAGAGCUGCGAACCAUCAGUGCGUCGUUCCUAAAGGAAGGGGACAGACUGAGAUCAGCAGCCACAAUGCAAGCUUACGCUAUGACCUCGUCAACUGUCCAAAGGAGCGAUCUACCUAGUCCACAGCAGACUCCCUGCAGCAGACAGCCCGGCCCUACAUCACAGAGUGGAUAUUACAGUGUACAACAAAGGACAUUAAACCAAUGGAAUGCUUCCCAAUUUGUCGGAUUAAACAACGGACACUCUUUCAGCUCCUCUGCCCAGCCUCAUUCAAGUUCAGCUCAUUUGCAGUCAAGUCCUGUCAGCAGGAAUGAUCUGCCUGGUCCACAACAGACUCUCAGUAGCGAGGGGCCUGGCCCUACAUCACAGACUACAUGUUACAGUGUGCAACAAAAUACAUUAAUCCAGUGGAAUAAUAAUACUCAGUCUCUUGGCUUAAGCAAUGGACAGUCUUCCCAGCCCAAUUCAGGCUUGCAGUCAAGCCAAACUCCUAAGUUUCAGUUCGCUAGCCCUUGGAGUCAGUUGCUUUAUAGAACUUCAGCUUCUUUCAAAGGUCCUUGUCCAAAUGUUACUGUGCAGUUUCAACAGUCACCACCUGCUCAUCUCAAAGUCCCUACUGUAAGCUAUCAUUCCCAGUCAUCACAUACAAAUACCACUAUUCAGGGCUAUAAGAAUAUGCCCCCCAUUCAGAAUGUUAGUUGCACAUCUAAUGCUGUUUGGUUUCCUCCUGUUUCUAGCAGCGGAAGCUCUGUAUUAGAGAAUAACCAGGCGCAUGGUUCUGUUCCACCAAGGUAUCACCCUUCAAGUGGGCAGUAUAACAGAAUGCAAAUCAUGCACCAACCUGCAGCUCAGCCCCAACAAACGUCUCCAAAUGUUCAGGUCAGUCAGGCAGCUCAGAGAAUUCAGGUUAACCAAGGUCAAAUAAGAGCGGUAAGAAAUGGUGCGUCGUACGGCUCUGUUGCACAGUCCUCUGCUGCAGCACAACCGCCCGUGGUGCCGUCUCUGCCCCCAUCCUACAGAGGCCAUCAUACCAUAAUUAGUCAGGGCCAGUCACAGCACAACGUAAAUCAGGUUCAGAAUUCAUCAUACAGAACACAGAACGUCAGUCAGAGCCAGGUAAACCAAGGUCAAAGCGGUCUGACGAGUUUUGUAAUUCAGAGCCAGUCAGAACAGGCAAUAAAUCAAAGCUCAUCAGUUAGCCAGCCUCAGCCGCAGGUUUUUGGAGACAUUCUUGAAGAGGCGCGAAAGAUGCAAGCACUGCAGCGCAGCACCACUGUACCCAUUUCUGGCCAUCAUAGCACAACAAGCCUUCCUUCAUUUCAAGCCCAUCAGCGCAGCACAGAGCCACAAGGUCUUCAGUCAGACAGCACAAUGGCUACGUUGACUAGGACCUCCCAGGACACAACAUCUCACAUUUCUCCUGCUAAUCAAGCCCGACUUCCCACCCGUUCUGGACCUAAUAGAUAUUCUAAAGAAACUCUGUUGAGCUUACUGCUACAGCGGGAUGAUGGACAAGUUCAAAGUAAAGGCAACAGUCCUCUGUCCUGCUCCAAUAGCAGCUUUAGAGCUCAAGUUGUUGAGAGUAGAGGUGGACACCAGCAGACAACAAGUCCUACCACCACCAGUGUGGCAGACUGCCCUCGGACACAAGCAUCUCUCUCACAGAAUAGCGUUCCUUCAAACCCAAGCAAAAGAGUAAUCCAGAGGGUUGGACCAGCACCCCCCAAAGGUGUUGAAAGAGCAGUAGAGGGGACUAAGUCCAGCAGAUUACAGACUGAGAGCAGUGAUAAGAGACACAGAGAGGUGGAGCACUGUACAGAUCCAGCUGACUGUCUGGAGCUAGUAAUGGCACUGCAGAAAGCAGUUCGGCAAUUCCACAGAGCAGUCGCGAUAGUUCCACCCAUUUCUCAGCAGGCUGAUCCUGGGGAGAAGGAGGAUGGCCCCCCAAGUGCUGAUGACAGCCUGCCACUCAAGAUUAAUGCUGUCUGGAGUCUUGAUAAGGACGAUGAAAGCUUGGAGAAGGAGAAGACGGCACCAAGUCUGCCUGAAGAGAUCAGCAAAGAGCCGCUUGAGUUGUCUUCUGUAACACUACCUCAGACGCAGGAGGCGAUCAAGCCUGGAAACGGAUCUACGGUCAACAUCUCCAUCUGUACUCCAUCUGAAACUCAAAGAUUUGACCUUCCCCAGGCUGAUAAUGGACCUACAUCAAAGUCCCCAAGCUCUAACACUUCUCAAGCACCUAUCUGCUAUAUUGACUUAACAGAAAGUCCAGUACAACAAAAUGAUGACCUAAAUGAGUCUCAUUCAGAUUGUGCUGCAUUUGAUUUGUCCACAGUUCCAGUAACUGCUUUUACGCUGGGGAAACUACAACACUUAGUGAAGUCCUUAGAGGCCUCAUCUGCAGAGAAAGAAAAGGAGACAGCCACGGACCUUAUAAAGUCUAUCCUUGCUCUCUACUGGGAUGGAGAUGUGAGAAACAUACUAAAAGAUAGACAGGAAGCGCACUGGUUAAAUACUAUAGCUGAAGUGUGCAUAACAGAAGAGCAGGCAGUGGUAUUACAGUCCCUUGAACCUGAAAACUUAAAAAGGUUGACAUGUCAUUAUCACGUUCUGGAGAAUGAAAUCACAUUUUCAGAUCAGUUCAGGUCAUCAUGGCUGAAUGUUGAUGGAAAUCCAGCUGAUAUAGACAAAGUUCUUGCAGAACCUGUUUCAGAAUAUGACUUCACAUGGUGCAAGGAUGCUUCACAGUCAGUGCUUGAUAACACUAUGAAUCCUAAAGAUGUUCUGGUCCGGACUGGUAGAAAGGACGAUGAAGCCCAAGUUUUGUCCACCCUAAAGGAAUCAUCUGAGACUACGUCAAGGAACAUUGCUGUGAAUCCUGCACACGCUCUUGUCAAGGUUGGUGGAAAUGAUUCUGAGGACCUGGUUCCGUCCACUCAAAAGGGAUUACCGGAGACUACAGCAGAUAAUGCUGCUAAAGAGAAUGUUAUUUCAGACUGCGGUCUCUCAGAGCCUGAACGUGUAGCAGCUGAUUUCCAAAAUAAUGCAGUCAUGCUUAAAGAGCCAGUGAACUUAUCAUUAAAGAACCAAACACACAUCCAGCUACACCGUAAACCAAAUUCUCAGUUGCAAGAUGUAAAUACGAAUCCUGCAGAGUUCAUGCAUUCAGCUGGGAAACCAUGUGGACUGAGUGAAAAUGAGAAAGCAGAAUACCGAAAAGACCUCAGAGGCACUAGAACAGAUGCGUUCUCCACACCUCUGAGCCCAAAGUCAAAUCCAAACGAUAUCAUUGAGCAAAAAAACAGAAUAGAUGAUGAGCAAACGUGUGCCGAAUUGCCUGUCCCAACUUCACAUCUAAACGAUUCAGAUCAACAUGUGGAAAAUGAUGGCAGCACUUGUGAGAGAGAAGAUAUUUCCAAUGUAAGCUCCCCCGACGACUCCCUAUUGAUGGACAUCAUAGUUCUCUCUUCUGACGAUGCUACGACAAUCUUCAAGUGCGACAAGCAGAAAGAGGCCCCUCGGGAUGAUUCAAAGUUGUUUGCCACACUUCCUCUCACUCAGCCAAACAACCUAAAUGGAGGGGCAGGGACUCCACCCAGUCAUGUCAAAUUUACCUGCCCUCAUGUGACAGACAUAAUGUCUGAUGGUGACCAUUUCUGCUCCAAGUGUUGGGACGAGACACCUUUGCUUGAUAUAGACCUGGAAGAAGCUCUGUUGAGCCCAGAGGAGGGUGGACCUAAUGUCACGAGCAGCCCUAUGAGACCAGUUGAAACACAGUUGAAACAACUUGAAGAACUAACUGAGCCACCAUGUUCAGACAAUGCCAGGAUAACUGAGUCAGUCCUACUCGCCCCAGAGGUUGAUGACUCUGAAACCACGAGAGCCCCUGCCAAACCAGGUGUUGAGAGACAAAGCCCUAGUCCACAGUCUGGCAACCUACCAUUUCGAGAAUUAUUUGGGCCUGCAGGCUCAGUGAGUUCCAAGCCAGUUCUAGAGGAUAUCUGUGAAGUUGAGAGUUCAGCCAGAGCUGAGUUGCCCAUGGCCAUCGCACACCCAGAAAAGAUGAAGUCAUCCCAAACCACAACUUUAGCAAAAAGACUUUCUUCAUCAAAGUAUCUGUCAUGCAAAAAGCGGAAACUCUCCAAAGCUCUGGCAGCGGCUGCAGACAAUAAUCUGUUCAGCCCUGGUGUGAUAAAUGCUGGUGCCCAUAAACAGCAGUCAGGUGUUCAAAGCUUUACCUCUAGCAGUGACGGCCAAAUUUCUGGAGAUGCAAGGAAUAAAGUCAGGGGAGAAGAAGAAAAACGCACUCCGAUCAAGAUCAGAAUUCAAACCAAUAAACAUUCCACUUGGACUGAAAUGGACGGAAAGGCACCUUUUAAGCUUCAAGUAUCAAAGGCUGUUGAGCCUCAUCAGCCUAAGAACGUAAUACCUCAGAAGCCAGAGGGACCAGGAUGUUCUCCACCGUCAGGUUCUGCUGCAAGUCAACAGUCGAAGCAUGGCCUAUCGAAACAAGCUGGACAAAAGAAAAGCGUAAAGAAGGUGAACUUUUUGUUGUAUGGGUCCCAGAAUAGUGAUAGAGAUUUUCUUCACGAAUGCCAUGACAGAGGAAAGUCUUCCUCAGCUCCUGUUUACAUCUCCGUUUCUGCUGCUACUCGUGCUGGCAUGAGCUACACGGAUGUGCCUUCAGCAAAGCAAAAGGUCUACAGCCAGUGGAGCAGCUCGUUCGUGCAAAAACAGAAUACUCUCUCACGUAGGAAAUACCAGAAGAAGUUUGAGCGUGAGCUCAAGAACAGAAUAGAAAUACAGAAACAAAUAAUGAGAGAGAGAGCCACGUACAAAGCUGGGAGGGGAAAGCAGCUGACAAAGGGCCUGAAGCAUAAAGGGGACAAAGAUAAAGCACAAGAACCCAAAAAGUUGAAGACCACCAUUAUUGAGGAUUAUUUUGGUUGAAUGUAGAUUUGCAACAGUAUUUUCUUGGUAAACUUGGUACAUUGAUCACCGUGUGAGACAGUAAGGUCAUACCAUUUAUCAGAAUUAAACUGAGAUGCUUUUGACAGUUGUAGUUGUUGACCAAUGAAGUCCCUCUAAAUACUCUAAUUGGAGAUAUAUCCUUUCAUUAGUUUUCGGGGCUGAUAUCAGCUGCUCCCACACUCUGUACUCUCGGAAGCUUCAGUGCCUGAAGUGGCUAAAAGGAAGACACCAGAAUGUACAGGAUCGUGUUCUCUUUCCAGUUGCUGUAGUGUUUUUACUGUACUUUAGGUGGUUGUUGUUUUUAAGUGUGUAUAUAUUUGUACCGUGCUUUGUUGAAUAGCAUUAAAUACAUGUCUCUUUUUUUUUUUAAAGUUUACCUUUUUUGCUGCUUUGUUGUUGAUGAGGUGCUCUAGAUUUGUAUAUUUUUUACAAUACAGUUUUACAUUUUUACAGAAACUGUUGUACUGUGUUACUUGACAAUUUUCUGCAAGACUGG